This is a messenger RNA of Nothobranchius furzeri (turquoise killifish), 6037 nucleotides long. RefSeq names its product zinc finger protein 11. Lineage: Eukaryota; Metazoa; Chordata; Actinopteri; Cyprinodontiformes; Nothobranchiidae. The record is from RefSeq and is a predicted model, not a curated record. Gene Ontology annotation, biological process: regulation of transcription by RNA polymerase II. Gene Ontology annotation, cellular component: nucleus. Gene Ontology annotation, molecular function: DNA-binding transcription activator activity, RNA polymerase II-specific; RNA polymerase II cis-regulatory region sequence-specific DNA binding.
UUGCUGGUCAAGUCCAGGAACCCUGGUGGUGUCUUUCAGGUGGAUAAUGCCCUAUGCAUCAGUGUAAAAGUUCAAUUAUAGACUGAUUGUUGUCUUAGCAUCCCAAGUAUUUUCUUUCUUCUUGUGCUUCUUUCUUAGCAGCUUUGGGACAAGCCAGACUAAUCCAACCUCCCAAUUUCCAGGGUCUGAUCCUUCAAAGCAAACAUGUUUUAACAAAUAUUAAAAUAUGUGAAAGUUUGUCUAAAUAAUAAGCUGUAAUUGGACACAAUGUCACAGGGCAGGUUCUUGACUUGAAUUCAGAAAACAUUUGGAGAAGAGCGUAAACAGAAGACCUAGUUCAACCCUUCUGAUAGCAGUCCCUUCGGUGCGUCUGCUUCACAGAAACAAGUCAUUUAAAGUCUGGAAAUGUGCAACUCAAGACUAUUCAGCAUCACUUCAAGUUUCUGCAAACCCGUUUCAGAGGUAAAUCUGCAACAGCAAGCCUGGUUUACAACAAAAUUCAUUCAGCUGCUGUGAUGAAGUCUUAAAACCUGAGGUGAAGAUGGAUUUCAGAGCUGAUGGACAUUUUUUAUUUUGUUUGAUAACCUGAGGAUAAGGGACAUGAACUUUUAAGUGUUCUUCAGAUCAAAUUUUGCUUUCAGAAAGGUUUGCUUCAUUGUAGGAUGAGAGCUCACAAAACGAGCUCCAAGGGGGGCUUUCUGGAAAGAAAUGGCACGAUUAGUUGUAGCGUUUUUUUAGACUUAAUCAGAGGAUGCAAGGGACCCAGUGUGCUUUGAUUAGUAGAAUUAUUAAUGCAAAAUAGAUGCUGUAAUCACUGAUUGCUAUUUUAAAAAAUCCUACAAUGAGCAUAAUACACUAAAAGAAAUAAAUUGACAUGGCUGUGGAAAAAAUAUUUUCAUGUAAUUACAUUUUACUUAUUUUCACUGCAAGAGUUAUUUAAUGUCAUCAUUUAAAUUAUUAGGGUUAUAGUUGGCACAUUCAUAUAAAAAAUAUUAAAAACAUUCCCAUCUCACCCUCCGUGGGUGGUCUCAUCCUUCCAAGCUUGGGUCCUCUACCAGAGGCCUGGGAGCUUGAGGGUUCUGCAGUGUGUGUGCCCUGUCACUGUGACUCGAUUGCUCAUGCGCCCCAGCUGGCUACUUGGUCAAGGGGAUGUCCCUUUGGCUGACUGGUUGGCACAUAUGACUCUCACCUGAGAGCCUAGGGAUCGAAUCCCACCUGGACCCUUGUUUCUCCACCUUGCCACACACAGUCACCUAGCUGUUCUUAGACCUGCACUGUUCUGGACUGAGGUGUUUUUCCUGGGAUCUGCUUUAGCCACUCCUCCAGUUAGGGGGUUACUGCCUCUAGUGCCCAGAGGACCAUGGACACCAAUGUCUUCACUCUCCAGGCUUUCUCAAGUUCUUUAGGCCCUGAUACUUCUCUAGUUUCUUGUGUUCCUUUUUCCUGAUGUUGCCAUCACUUGGUAUUGCCACGUAACCACAACGGCUGUCCGCUGUUGUUUGUCCACCACCACAAUGUCUGGUUGGUUCGCUAUCAACAUUUUGUUGGUCUGGAUCUGGAAGUCCUACAGGAGCUUGACUCUUGUUCUCAACCACCUUUAGGGGGUGUUUCCCACUUUGACCUUGGGGCUUUGAGUCCAUACUCUGCACAGAUGAUCCUGUACAUGAUGCCAGCGCCUUGGCUGUGGCGUUUCAUGUUUGCUUUCCCUGCCAGCAUCUUACACCCUGCUGUUAUGUGGUGGAUUACCUCAGGGUCCUCUUUGCAUAGCCUACACCUUGGGUCUUGUCUGCUGUGGUAGAUCUUGGCCUCUGUUCCUUUGGUUUUCAGGGCCUGUUCCUGUGCAGCCAUGAUGAGAGCCUCUGUGCUGUCCUUUAGACCAGCUCUUUCUCCCCAUUGGUAGGAUUUCUUGACAUCAGCCACUUCAGUUAUCUGUCUGUGGUACAUCCCAUGUAGGGGUUUGUCCUCCCACAAUGGUAUUUCCAGCGUCUCCUCAGCUGUUCACCAUUGUCUUAGACAUUCACUGAGCAUGUCAUCUGUUGGGGCCUUGUCCUUGAUGUACUUAUGGAUCUUGGAUGUUUCAUCCUGGACAGAGGCUCUCACUCUGACUAGUCCUCUGCCUCCUUCCUUACGGCUAGUGUACAGUCAGGGUGCUGGAUUUGGGAUGGAACCCUCCAUGCAGGGUUAGGAGCUUCCGUGUCUUAACAUCUGUGGUCUAUAUUUCUUCCUUUGGCCAGCUUAUUAUUCCUGCAGGAUAUCUGGUUACUGGCAGGGCAAAGCUGUUUAUUUCCCAGAUCUGGUUCUUACCAUUGAGCUGACUUCUUGGACUUGCCUUACUCGUUGUAGGUAUUUGGCUGUGGCUCUUUUCCUUGUGGCUUCAUCGAGGUUGCCAUUUGUUUGUGGAAUACCAAGGUACUAGCAGCUGUCCCCAAUGUCAGCUGUUGUUCCUUCUGGGAGUGAGACCUCUUCUGUGUGGAUUACCUUCCCUUUCUUUGUCACCUUCAGACCCAGAACACACUUCUCAAGUCUAAAUGAAGCUUGCAGCUUUAUGCCAUCCAUGAAGAGGAGGUGGCUGAUUGUGGUUCAAUUGGUGGUAUCCAUAUCCAGCCUUGUUGAUUUUUUGGAACUCCUUCAAGACAGUUGGAAAACCAUUUCAGAUGACUACCUUUUGAAGCUCAUCAAGAGAAUGCCAAGAGUGUGUGAAGCAGCAAUCAGAGCAAAGGGUGGCUAUUUUGGAGAAAAUAGAAUGUGAAAGAAUGUGGAGCACGAGGAAUGUCCAACAGAUGGCGCUGACACGUCCGAAUAAUGUCAGAUUAUGUAGAAAUGACCGAAGAAGAAUUCUCCACCAAACGAUCACCAACGUGUGUUACGAAUAGAAGUUUGUUUAACUACCUAAUUCAGUUCAGCACAGGAGCCGGCGGACUGUUUUAAUUGGAUAAAAGCCGCAUACAGACCAAGAAACUCGUACUAAAGAGGGCUGUCGGUUGUGGCUGGGAAGCUGCUGGGUGUUUGGAGAGCUAACAGCUAGAGAAAGUUUCUAACAGCAGCUGGGGAAAAUGGACUUUAAUAUUUUCCCAGCCUUGUCGAAAGAUGGCGCCAUACCCCUGGCAUCACUUCGCCUCUUGGUCCCUCCUCUGCAGCUUAUGACAGCCUCCAUGUGGCAGGUCUUGAAGAAACAAGAUGUGAUGAGCUACUGGAAGGUGGCAGAGUUCAUUGCUCUGGUGGUGGAGCUGGUCCCUGAGCUGCUGAUGUACCAGCACAGAACCCAGCUAAUCUUGGGACUUAGAGCCAGGUAUAUUCUGGAGAUAUUGCAAAGUGAGCAGCUGGUAAAUCCUGAAGUAAUUUUCUCCUACCUGGACAAGAUUAAACCACCUGACCCAACACUGGUAAGAGAAUCGGAUGACGAUGUGUUAAAUGCUAACUUUCUUGAAAUGAUUCAGGCACUGCUCAAGAAUCCUGAAGAAAGACGAUAUUUUUUUAAGGACAUCUUCCCUGUGGAGUUUGGCCCUCAAUAUAAUCGGGAUUUGCAGUCGCUCUUCUCUGAGUUUCUGUGCCGACUGGCUCAGCUGUUACCUGUACCUGACCUGCAACAGACCGUUUCCUGGCUCGGAGCGGAGUGCUCUCUGUUGGACGACUGUGUCCUGGUGGUCUCUGAGUCUACACACCUGGUCAACCUGCUGCAGCUCCACAGAAACCUCAAACAUUUGGAGCAGCAUGUUCCACCUGCUAGCAUGGGCGACAGCAUCCUCUCCUCACUCUCUGCCUUUUCGCUUCCAAAAGAAGUCAAGAGGGUGGACCAGCCCCUGCAGACAGAGCCACUGCCAGACCACAUGGGUGACAUUCAGACUGUGGCUCUAGUGGAAGAUAACGUAGCUGACAUAAUCCUGGUUUCGGAUUGUGCAGAGGUUGAAGUAAGCAUGACCACGGACAACGAAGAGAUUAACACAGAAGACUGCUUUGAAGGAACAAACAGAGGAACAUUUUCUGAAGACAAGACCAGUGAAGAACUGUUAGAAGAGGAAGUACCACAAAUCUCAUCUUCCUCUCAACAAAAAGUCACCCCAGGGCUGCAUGACUGCCCAGACUGUGGGAAGAAGUUUAAGUUUUCCUCUUCGCUGCUGGCUCACAGCGUCAUCCACACCGGGGAGCGACCCCACCGCUGCAGCGACUGCGGCCGCUGCUUCUCCUUCCGGCAGUCCCUUGACAGGCACAGACACACACACAGAACGGGGCGCAUGUACGACUGCAUCAUCUGCGGGGAGACUUUUCACUCGCUGUCGGCUCGCAAGCAGCACAAGCAGAGACACAUGGAAGAUGGAGUUUACGCGUGUCAUCAGUGCAACAGGAAGUUCAGCUGGGAGCUGUCGUUUGUGAAGCACCUUAAAACUCACGCUGAUGAUGGAAACACGAUCAACCCUGGAGAGAGUUACUGGGAGCAACAGGAGGGUCUAGGACCUGACACCAGCAUCAGGGAAGCUGAACCUGCUCGUCCCGAACAUUCAGUGGAAGCAGGUGACAGAAGUGAUCAUCCAGGGAGCAGCGAUCCAGGAGGUCCUGCUGGAGACGGAAAUGAAAGUGUCCUCCUUCCCGUGAAGACUCGCACAAGCGGACGCCAACGCAAACCGACCAUGAAGGUCCAGGUGACAAAUCUACAGAAGCAUCUGGCCAGCAAACAAAGAAAGGAGAUCAUAAAGGCGACUGCUCCUGCGCUGAGGCCUUUACCUUUGGCUGGCUCUGAGCACUCAUAUGGAUCAUCUAUGGUCUCAAAGGAGGGAAACAACAACUCUCCAGCAGAGACCUCACCACCGGCCUUCUUCUGUCCCCAGUGCUCCUUCCACCACCCAGAAGAAUCGCAGGUCCUGCAGCACAUUGCCGACGUCCAUCCGGCUGAAGCUGUGGAGGAGAGUUUGAUGUCCCAGCCUCCCACAGGUCAAGAACCUUAUCGUUGUGCAGACUGUGGCAAGACGUUCCGCUUCAAGUCCUUACUAAAGGUCCAUCGACGUGUCCACACGGGCGAACAGCCUUUCUCCUGCUCUCAGUGUGGACGCCGUUUUUCCUUCAAACAGUCGCUGGAGAGGCACAAGCAGACACACAAGUCUGGACACAAGUUCAAGUGUCUUCUCUGCGGGGAGCUCUUUAAAUCUGUGGCGGAGCAGCGCUCGCACAGGAGCGCACACAGGGAGGACGGGGAGUACCUGUGUUCAGAGUGCGGUCAGGCUUUCGCCCGGAAGUCAGUGCUGAUAAGGCAUCUCAAGACCCAUGACAUGGACCCGGAUGGGAUGGAAAGUUCUUACAAGUGUCCUCGCUGUGACCUGGCUUUCAGCUGUGCCAGCUACCUCACCAGGCACCUCCAGAGCCACAAAGAGGAAAAGACACACACCUGUAACUGUGGGAAGAGCUUUGCCUACCGCUCUGCUCUCACAGCACACCAGCGCAUACACCAGAAGGAGCGGCCGCAUAUCUGCUCGCAGUGCGGAAAGGGGUUCCUUUAUAAGGGGGGUCUGCUGAGCCACAUGAAGAUCCACUCUGAGGAAAUGCCCUUCAUGUGCUCCUUCUGCGGCAAGAGCUUUAAGAGAGAACGCAACAUGAAGAAACAUGAGCGCUGUCACACCAGGGAGAACGUUUUCAGCUGCUCGCAGUGUGACAAGAGCUUUGUUUAUAAGGCCACACUGAUCAGACACGAGCUGACACACUCUGGUGAGCGGCCAUAUCUCUGUUCCGUCUGUGGGAAGGGUUUCUUCUCCCACGCGGAGCUUUUAAAACACGAGCGCUUCCACACGGGCCACAAGCCGUUCCAAUGCUCUCACUGUGGCAAGAGCUUCACCCAGUCCUGCUACCUGACCAUCCACCUGCGCUACCACACAGGAGUCAGGCCGUACUCCUGCUCCGAGUGCGACAAGAGCUUCCUGAGCGCCAACCGGCUGAAGAGGCAUCAGCGGACACACUCUGGGGAAAAACCCUAUCUGUGUGUGGAGUGUGGGAAAGGCUUCAGACAGUCUUAUCAUCUGAAAGUACACCAGCGAACACACGUGUCAUGAAG